This is a messenger RNA of Eucalyptus grandis, 1294 nucleotides long. Its product is annotated as putative disease resistance protein At5g05400. Bases 269 to 1294 code for a protein of 341 amino acids. The record is from RefSeq and is a predicted model, not a curated record. Lineage: Eukaryota; Viridiplantae; Streptophyta; Magnoliopsida; Myrtales; Myrtaceae. Gene Ontology annotation, molecular function: ADP binding. The transcript is spliced from 2 exons.
GAGGAGAAACACAUCUGUAAGAACACCAUAGCCAAUCACCAAAAAUCACUGAGAGGCUCCUUUUAUGUUAUGUGAGAUUUGCUUUGAUAGCUCGAAGCAGAUGCGUGAAGAUAAUCCUCCGAUUGCACCACCUUUCGGGACUUGGGCACAAAUUGAUCUGCUCCAAGUGUCCUUCGCACGGAUUUUCUUUAGCAAUUAAUCAUUGGUGGCAACAACAGACACAAAAGAGGAGGGGAAAAAGUAAUUUCUAGACAUUAAAGAAGAAAUUAUGGCCGAGGCAUUUGCUAGCUCCGUUGCGUCGAAACUAGGUGAGUGCCUGUUUGCUCCCAUUGGACGCCAAUUUGGGUAUGUGCUGCACUACAAGAGCUACGUCGAAGAUCUCAAAAAUGAAGUAGAGAAGCUGGAGACUGCUAGGGAAAGGGUGCAGCACUCUGUCGAUGAAGCCUUGUAUGAUGGAAAACCUAUACACACUGAUAUUAAGAAUUGGUUGGAAAGCGUGGAGAAUAAGGCUAAGGAAGCACGAGAUUUGUUAAAACAUGGUGAAAGUGCAAAAAAUGCUUACUUCCGUGGGAGGCUUCCCAACCCCACGGUACGCCAUCCAAUUGCCAGGAAGGUGAAGAAGAUGACUGAAGUCAUUCAAGAACUCUAUGAUGAAAGUGCAAAUAAUAACUUUCAGAAGGUCUACUAUGAGAAUCCUCCAAUAGGAAUUGUCACUGCUACGACUUUUGCUGCAAGAUCUGUUGACAAGAAAGAAGAUGUCCUAGAGUCAAGGGCUUCAAUCACAGAGGAUGUAUUGAAGGCUAUAACUGAUGACAAGAUCUGUGUGGUUGGGGUGCAUGGACCAGGUGGGGUUGGCAAGUCCAAGCUUUUGGAGGACAUUGAAAAGCGAGUUAAGAAAGAGAAGUUGUUUGAUGUGGUUGCCAUGGCAAAUGUAUCACGCAAUCCAGAUUUAAAAACAAUCCAGGAAGAAAUUGCUUAUGAUCUAGGGCUAAAGCUAAUGAAUGUGGAACCUCCUCGUGGGAGAGCCAAUCGUUUGCGUGAGAAAAAAAUUCUCAUAAUUUUGGAUAAUUUGUGGAAGAAGCUAGAAUUGAAAGAUGUUGGAAUUCCUUGUGGUGACGAUAAUAAAGUGAGAGGUUGCAAACUAUUGCUAUCAUCUAGAAGUGGAGAAGUUUUACGCUUUGACAUGGUCUCUGACCGAGAAUUCCGACUCAAGGAGCUAGACGAUCGGGAAGCAAGAAGACUUUUUGAAAGGAUAGUGGGGAACAAAGUUUAUGAUCCCGAGUUUAGACCCUAG